Macrosiphum euphorbiae (potato aphid) is the source of this 228-nucleotide messenger RNA. The record is from the annotation of a GenBank genome assembly. NCBI's taxonomy places the organism in Eukaryota, Metazoa, Arthropoda, Insecta, Hemiptera, Aphididae.
AUGCUAAAGAGCCCCGGAAAAUUUGCUAAAAAAUAUUCAAAUAAUAUAGACCGGAUACGAAGUAACACAACAAUGAGACGACGAAAACUUUUCGCUGCGGGAGUGGUACGAUCCAAACCGAAAACAAAAUCUAGUGCGCCGGACAAAGACUAUGGCUUAGCAGAGCCUUUGGAUGACCUCUUUAGUCUCAGCCCAGAAGCUUUUGCUGAAAAAAAACCGCGUUUUUAA